Messenger RNA from Pseudonaja textilis, 585 nucleotides. The record is from RefSeq and is a predicted model, not a curated record. NCBI's taxonomy places the organism in Eukaryota, Metazoa, Chordata, Lepidosauria, Squamata, Elapidae.
AUGGCUACGCUCACCCAGCAUCCGGGCAGAGAACCCUUUGCCAAAAUUUUUGAAGGCCACCCGUUCUCUGGAACAAAACAAAGGAGAAACCCGAAGGACAUUCGAAAAGUGCUCGGAAGACACACACACACUUCCAAAUCCAUCCUUUUCAAAGCCAUGGUGAAGGACUUGGAACAGGAGAAGAAAGAACUUCAAGAGAUGCUCCGUGAACGGGACGCCACCGUGGCAACCCUGGAGGCCCGAAACCAGAUCUUAGUGGAAGCCAACAAGACUCUCUGUUCCGAAAUCAAAAAGGCCUCCAAACAACUUGUCCGGUUUCAAGAGUCCCGCGCGAGUCAAGACCGGGCUAUUUCGCGCAUCAAGCAAGUGACGGAGCAGAUCCUGGGCUACAUGAAAGAGCUGGAGGCGAAAAUAGAAAAGGAUAAGCAGCGAUACGAGGACGAGAAGAAGGAGUCGGCGGAGCUGGAGCGCAUGGUGCUCGAUUUGGAGAAGAUCUGCGAAGCGCAGGAGAACCAGAUCCUGUCUCUGGAAGAGCGGUUUGAGCAAUUGUCCUUCGGCAGGUUAGAGAUGGACUCCUUGCUGUAA